GAUAGCAGCGGCUACUGCAAAAAAGCAUCAGGGAUCGAGAGAGAUCAUCAGAUUUGCAGUAUUAAUAGCAUGGGCAUGAGAUGGCAGCUGUACGAUCCUGAUUUUUAUACAGAUAUUAUUUUUGGAUUUGAAGUUGAAGAUGAAUCUGAUGAAGAAGUUUAUUUAUGUCGAUGUUCUGGUCGAGGGAAAUCUGAUGAGGAACGCCGGAUACCACGAAUGCCUCUUAUUAAGGCCAGUUUUCAAGAACAGCUACAAAACCUACCUACAUAUGGACCAGUUGUGAAGAAGGGUAAAGGUAGAGGCAGGAUGCUGAGGGAAAAAGUGGAAACCAUGCCUGCUGUACAUGUUAGCACAUUUGAACCGGGUUGUAAGGACAACAUAGACAGACCUAGACGUGAGCCUAUGUUUCUGGAUAACAGUUCAUUUGUGGAAAACACUGACUUUGCUGUCAAAAAGUUUAGUCCUUUUGCCAGUUUGUCAAAACAAACUUCUCAGCCACCUCCAAGUCCCCAAACAUUUGAGGAAGACUUCCCAUCCUUGUCAUCUUCACCACAAUCGGUGCGUAACCAGAGGCCAGUCUACAUGGUACCCAGGGUAUCGGACAAUGACAGUGAGUCAGCUAGUUUAAAAGAUCUCAACAGUUUGGCUCAAAUCUUCAAGGAAUCUGCCUCCAUAUCUUUCAGUUCAUUAUCCUCUUGCCCCAGUGACUCCUCACCAGAAAAGUCAGUUGUAUUUACAUCUACCUCGUGUAGAACUACUGCCUCAAGUGAUGAACAAGUCUAUGCAAGUGACAGCGAGUCCAGUAGGUCUAGUGAGGCAUUAGAAUGGAACAUUACACAGGGCCAUGUUGUCCAGCUGGAUGGACUGCCAAAAGGAUGUGACUUGUCCACAUUAGAGGAGCUUGUUGCCCAGUAUGGCACCAUCAAGGAAACUCAGGUCCUUCAAUAUGAAGCCUCGGUCGCUGUCAGAUUCAGGUUGACAUCUGAAGAUGCUUGUGAAUGGGUGGUAUCCUGUUUGGAUGGUACUGAUUGUCUAUUUCCAGAAUCCAAUCGAACCUUACAUUGCUAUAAGGUUGAAUGACCUAAGAAGAGUCCGUCGUUUCUACAUCUAGAUGGCAAAUCUAACACGACAGUUCUACAAGUCCCGUACAAUUUCGACUUUCAACUGGUCUGAACUCCUCACAAGAGUUUUAAGGUUAUAUAUUACAUCUUGAUGGGUGUUAAUCGUACACACUGAGACCAGAUAUCAUGUUUGUCAUUUUCAUGUCAUUCCAUAGGUUUAUGUUAUAACACAGGUUUCUGACUUUGGUUAGUCGUGGUUUAUGGUAAAGGUGUGCUUGUAUAUCCCAAGUAAGUCAUUGUUUAUGGUAAAGGUGUGCUUGUACACCCCAAGUUAAGUCGUGGUUUAUGGUAAAGGUGUGAUUGUAUAUCCCAAGUUAGUCGUGGUUUAUGGUAAAGGUGUGCUUGUAUAUCCCAAGUAAAUCGUGGUUUAUGGUAAAGGUGUACUUGUAUAUCCCAAGUAAGUCGUGGUUUAUGGUUAAGGUGUGCUUGUAUACCCCAAGACAGUAAGACGUGGUUUAUGGUAAAGGUGUACUUGUAUAUCCCAAGUAAGUUGUGGUUUAUGGUAAAGGUGUCCUUGUAUAUCCCAAGUAAGUCGUGGUUUAUGGUAAAGGUGUGCUUGUAUAUCCCAAGUAAGUCAUUGUUUAUGGUAAAGGUGUGCUUGUAUAUCCCAAGUAAGUCAUGGUUUAUGGUAAAGGUGUGCUUGUAUAUCCCAAGUAAGUCGUGGUUUCUGGUAAAGGUGUACUUGUAUAUCCCAAGUAAGUCAUGGUUUAUAGUAAAGGUGUGCUUGUAUACCCCAAGUAAGUCGUGGUUUACGGUAAAGGUGUACUUGUAUACCCCAAGUAAGUCAUGGUUUCUGGUAAAGGUGUGCUUGUAUACCCCAAGUAAGUCGUGGUUUACGGUAAAGGUGUGCUUGUAUACCCCAAGUAAAUCGUGGUUUAUGGUAAAGGUGUGCUUGUAUAUCCCAAGUAAGUCAUGGUUUAUGGUAAAGGUGUGCUUGUAUACCCCAAGUAAAUCGUGGUUUAUGGUAAAGGUGUGCUUGUAUACCCCAAGUAAGUCGUGGUUUACGGUAAAGGUGUGCUUGUAUAUCCCAAGUAAGUCGUGGUUUAUGGUAAAGGUGUGCUUGUAUACCCCAAGUAAGUCAUGGUUUAUGGUAAAGGUGUGCAUGUAUAUCCCAAGUAAGCCAUGGUUUAUGGUAAAGGUGUGCUUGUAUACCCCAAGUAAGUCAUGGUUUAUGGUAAAGGUGUGCUUGUAUAUCCCAAGUAAGUCGUGGUUUAUGGUAAAGGUGUGCUUGUAUAUCCCAAGUAAGUCGUGGUUUAUGGUAAAGGUGUGCUUGUAUAGUAACUGUCCUUGUCGUAGUAAAGAUUACAGGGACCCUUUCGUUGUAAUGGAAUCUGGUGCCAAUCAAAUGUUAUGAUAUGGAGAAAUAUAAAGAAGUAAAACUUACUGAUCAACCUGUUUGUCACAAAUCUUACACAAAUGUUUGUAGAUCAGAACUAUAGAAAAAACAGAUGAAACUAGAUAUAAAAUUUACAUGCUUGUUUUUUUAAUCAAAAUUUACAGUUUAACCUUGCUGCCCAUCAACUGUAAAGAUUUUGUUGACAAGACUUUUUUAAAACCAUUUCUCCAACUAAUAUUUCAAUCAUAUGUGUUAGAAAAGAUACCUGAAUGAUGUUGAUUCAGAUUUGCAAAAGAAGGCUGGCUCCUUUCUGGAUCCCUUCCAUGGGACCCCAAGAAGUAAAGGGAUGUCUGAAAGUUUUCGUAUUUAUUACUGCCAAACAACCCCUAUUUAUGUUUUAUUUUGAGAGAACUAAGCCAUUUAAAAAUGUACUACAUUUCCGUACCAAAAGUAAAUUCAAACUUAGACUGGUAACCAUCUUUGGUAAAGGAGACUUUAUUUAGUACUCAUGUUGGCUAAGCUUGGUCUAUUUUGCUGUGAAAAAAGUGCAUUUUUGCACAAAAAACAAUAGAAAUAUUUAAUAUAUUUUUGACAUUUAUUCAUAUAAUUUUGUUUAUCAUAAUGUUUUUAUAUUUAUUUCACAAUAUUCUGUUUAAUUAAUGUAAUAUGUAUGAUGCUACAUUAUGACUUGUGUGAUUGAUUAAAAACCUGUUUGUUUCCAA
Molecule: messenger RNA, 3179 nt
Organism: Pecten maximus
Lineage: Eukaryota; Metazoa; Mollusca; Bivalvia; Pectinida; Pectinidae
Exons: 6
Coding region: 70-1080 (336 amino acids)
Source: RefSeq, a predicted model, not a curated record